UCUCAGGUCCCCAACCGUUUGUUUUCAAAAUGGCGCCCGGUUGGAUACAAACUCUUUCAAAAGCAAUCUAACAUAAACCCGGCCAUUUUGCAAGCAAAAGUGCACUGAACUUAUACUAUGACAAAAGUAUAAGCCAAAGAAAUAUUUCGUCAAGCUUUUGGAACUUUAAUAUUCGACCAUGCCGCCCAAGAAAAAAGGGAAGGGGAAAAAGUCCGGUAAAAAAUCAGGAGGGAAGAAGAAGAAAGGCAAAAAGAGUGUUGUCAAGGAACCGAAGAUGACUGCAGAAGAAGCCAUCUUAUCCUUCCAAAUUGAAAUCAAGGAGAGGGCAAUGGAAGAUCUUUUGUAUGAACUUAAAGUCAUGAAGGACAAGAAUGAGCGACUUAAAGACAGGAACACAAGACUGAAAGAUGAGCAGUUAAUGCACAUCAAGACCCUGUUGAAGCAAGCCAAGGAAAAAGACAAGGAGGUUGAGAAAGCUGUCGAGGUGAACCAUGAGGAGGUUGAAAAAGCCUUGCUCAGCAAAUUUGACUUGAUCAAGUCAGAGGAACGUGAACUUCAAAACAAACGGGAGGAAAUUGAAAAAAAAGAGAAAGAGAUUGAAGAAGUGAGGAAGGCAAUUAGAAAGCGCCAAGAAUAUAGGGAUUAUGGUCGGCAUGAGCACGGUAAGCAGAUUGCUUUACUGCAGCAGGAACUGGAUGAGAUGGAAGAAUCUCACUCCGACAUAGCAGCUCAUAUCGAAAAAAGCCUGAAGAUUUCAAAGGAAGAGAUUGAGGCAUACACUGACAACACUUUGGCAAAGCAGAAAGACAUUGCCUCAGAGAAAGCUGCAAACUCAUUAGACAAGUACAGUAGGACAGAAAUACUUGAUAACAGAUGGCUGAAAAGGGAGGUGGCACUGCAUCAGGAAGGGCACACAGAGCUGGUUAAAAUUGUAGAGGACUUGGAGAAGACAAAUCUUGAGAUUAUGGCUGAGCUGUUUGACUGCAAGAUAGAUGACCUCAAGUUUACUCGAAAGUUCUAUCUUGCUUGUAUUGAAGAUGAGGAAAAUUCUGAUGAAGAGGAGGAGGGAGAAGGAGAAGAGAUCUUAGCUAAAGAAGGAAUGGUGGGAGAACAGACAGAAAAGCCAGACGAUCUACUUGAGAACUACUUUUUGCCUGGCGAGGAUAACUUUGAGGACUCUCCACGUCUUGGUCCAAUGGAGCUACAGUUGAUGACAGUUACAGGCAGACAGAUGCCCAUCCACAAAGUUGGCGAAGAGCACUGCAAUGCACUUGUGCCAGUCUCUAAUACUCCUUACCGACCUGAUGGCUACAGUGACCCAAAGAGCUGGCCAGUCACAAACCAGAUGCUACAGUCAAUGAUAACACAGUAAACAUUGUUUACCUGUAAAAAAUUACUAAAUUAUUUGACAUUUUAAGCAUUACAAAUUUUGUAUAUUGGAAAUUAUAGUAAUAGUUGUGGAAUUAAAGUUGUUUUGUAAAGUA
Molecule: messenger RNA, 1484 nt
Organism: Nematostella vectensis (starlet sea anemone)
Lineage: Eukaryota; Metazoa; Cnidaria; Anthozoa; Actiniaria; Edwardsiidae
Product: coiled-coil domain-containing protein 83
Exons: 10
Coding region: 179-1372 (397 amino acids)
Source: RefSeq, a predicted model, not a curated record